Molecule: messenger RNA, 1458 nt
Organism: Durio zibethinus
Lineage: Eukaryota; Viridiplantae; Streptophyta; Magnoliopsida; Malvales; Malvaceae
Product: protein ROOT INITIATION DEFECTIVE 3-like
Biological process (GO): rRNA processing; DNA-templated DNA replication
Cellular component (GO): nuclear pre-replicative complex; rixosome complex
Molecular function (GO): protein binding
Source: RefSeq, a predicted model, not a curated record
UGCAAUUGCAAACCUUUGAUGUUUGCCAACUAUAUAUAUGUAUAUAUAUACAUUUGUGUCUGUCAGUUAUUCUUAUUGAUGGAGAUGGGCAAGAAUGAAGAGGCUUUGGUGGUUUGUAGUGAUAGGAGUACGGGAGUUGGGAUAACUAUAUGGGACAUGAAAACCGGGGAGCAACUUCUUCAUAUUCCCACCUGUGCUGCUGCUCCUCAUGGGCUGUUGUGUUUGAGGAACCAGUUCCUUGUUGCUUCUCAAAGUAACAGGCAUGGUUCAUUUGGUGGUGGGUCUAUCUUUAUUUGGCCUUUGAAUAAGCCUCAAUCACCACUCCGAAGCUACACAAUGGAGGCUAUUGGCCCCCUUUCUUGCACAAAGGAUGGCUUAUAUAUUGCAGGUGGAGCUUCUUCUGGGAAUGCUUAUCUUUGGGAGGUUGCUAAUGGAAGAUUGCUGAGAACAUGGCAUGCUCAUAAUAAGUCUUUGAAGUGUAUGGUCUUUUCUGACGAUGAUUCGCUUCUUAUUUGUGGUUCUACUGAUGGAAUCAUCUGUGUUUGGUCUUUGAUUAGUUUGCUAGAUGUGGAAGAUUCUGGAAGUUCACCUCCUUUGCUACAUUACUCAUCAGAACACAGAUCUUCCAUAACUGGUUUAGUGACUAUGUCAGCUGGUGCACGUUCCAUUUUCGUAUCAAGCUCUCUGGAUGGAACAUGCAAGGUUUGGGACCUAAUUUCAGGAAGGCUUUUACAAACUCAUGUUUAUCCAACAUCAAUAACAGCAAUCACUCAUCAUCCGGUAGAGCAGCUAUUGUUUUCUGGUAGUGUAGAUGGAAAAAUAUUUGUUAAUAUGCUUGAUAUCGGACUUGUUGAGGAUCCUCUCGUCACUACUGAAGAUCAAGCAUUUGAGCUAAAAGGACACAAUGGAUCUAUAACUGCAUUGACUUUCAGUGGAUUUGGUUUGAUAUCUGCAUCGGAGGAUUUCACCUUCUGCCUUUGGGAUACAAUCAACAGGGUGGUUAUCAGAAGAUUCAACCAUAAGAAAGGUGCAGUGACUAAUAUGGUAGUGAUUAAUCAGUCUGCAUUGUUUUCGAUGUCAAACCAUCGAAGAGUUCCCAAUCAGUUCCGUGUUUCUUUGCUCCAAAAGUAUCCUCAGCCUUCCAACUCGGGCAAGGGAAUGGUUCCUUUUCUCUCUUUGUCAGCUUGCCUCAACAAACAAACUGCAACUAAUUUCCAGGGAAACAAUUUGCUACACCACUUAAUAUUUGAUUCGGAGCGAGAAAAAACACCUGCAAUGAUGCAAAUGAAAAUGGAGAAAAGCAUAGACGAUCGAAUGUUGGUUACAAGCAUGACAAAGCAUGUAAUGGAGAUGAAUAAGCAUUUGCAAUCUCGUUUGCUGGACAUGAUGCAAUGCAGAUUGCUAUGCCCUCAUGAAACAGACUCGCCUCCGAAGAAAAAGAGACAAACCCCAGACUGA